Mesitornis unicolor (brown roatelo) is the source of this 1269-nucleotide messenger RNA. It is a transcript of the gene KCNK5, whose product is annotated as potassium channel, subfamily K, member 5. NCBI's taxonomy places the organism in Eukaryota, Metazoa, Chordata, Aves, Mesitornithiformes, Mesitornithidae. Gene Ontology annotation, cellular component: membrane. Gene Ontology annotation, molecular function: potassium ion leak channel activity. The annotation marks the transcript as partial. The transcript is spliced from 4 exons. The record is from RefSeq and is a predicted model, not a curated record. Gene Ontology annotation, biological process: stabilization of membrane potential; potassium ion transmembrane transport.
GUUGUGUCAAAUGCUGCUGGACAGGGGGUUGCCAUCACUGGGAACAAUACUUUCAACAACUGGAAUUGGCCUAAUGCUGUGAUCUUUGCUGCUACUGUGAUCACUACAAUUGGUUACGGAAAUGUUUCUCCAAAGACACCCUCUGGGCGUCUCUUCUGCAUAUUUUAUGGGCUCUUUGGAGUUCCUCUCUGUUUGACAUGGAUCAGUGCUCUGGGGAAGUUCUUUGGCGGACGUGCCAAGAGGCUGGGCCAGUUUCUGACAAAAAGAGGAGUAAGCCUGAGGAAAGCACAAAUUACGUGCACAGCUAUUUUCAUUGUUUGGGGUGUCUUGGUCCAUCUGGUUAUUCCCCCCUUUGUCUUUAUGGUGACUGAAGGAUGGGAUUACAUUGAAGGCCUCUAUUUCUCAUUCAUCACUAUCACCACCAUAGGAUUUGGAGAUUUUGUUGCAGGUGUAAAUCCAGAUGCAAACUAUCAUGCCCUUUACAGAUAUUUUGUGGAGUUAUGGAUCUAUUUGGGACUAGCUUGGCUUUCACUCUUUGUUAACUGGAAGGUCAGUAUGUUUGUGGAAGUCCACAAAGCAAUCAAGAAACGGAGGAAAAAAAGAAAAGAGUCAUUUGACAGCCAUCCUCGGUCCAAAAAACCCCUUCAAAUGGGUACCUCAAAGGAUGUCAACAUUUUCAGCUUCCUUUCGAAGAAGGAAGAGACCUACAAUGAUCUUAUCAAGCAAAUUGGGAAGAAGGCCCUGAAGACAAACAAUGACAAAAUUAUUAAAGUAGAAAAUGUCAAACAAAAUAUGCAGAAUGCCAGUACAGAUGCCCAGGUGACUUACACGAAGACAGAGUCAUUUGAGUACGAUGAGGCUUCUCUGGACAUUCAAAAUGGUCAUGUGCUGAGGCCCAUGCAUGAUAAACGUAUUGGAGACAGCCCUCUAGAAGGAACUAUGUUCAUAAACCAGCUAGACAGGAUUAGUGAAGAAGAAGGUGAAGUGUGGGAUUCCAGAGACUAUCGACCCUUAAUAUUUGAGAAUGCCAAUAUAACAUUUGUAAACGAAGAGGAUGAUGAAGAGGAUGAUAUCUCAGAUGAUGAGGAAACAUCAAAAUCUUCCAUGGAUGAUAAUCUUGCAGAGGAAUCUGAAACUGCAAAAAAACUUGUAAAAUUCUCAUCCUCUGAUGAAUCUACCUUUACCAAUAACGAGCUAGAACUUUCUGUGCCUUAUGAACAACUGAUGAAUGAAUAUAAUACAGUAAGCAAUGUGAAGGCUGCAACAUGA